CCUCAACCAGCUUACUGCGUUAUACUCGAAACCGUUACGACCAUAAGCGAACCCUGACAUACCUUCUGUUUAAACUCUGCUCUGUGACUCUAUGGCGACCUACGACUCCCUCCACCGGCAAUGCCGAACCCUCGAAUCCCUCUUCGACACCAAACUUACAUCCUACGCCCGUCUCGCAUCUACCAUUUCUCGGCCAGGCGUAGAAGACGUCGAAGCGGAAGGUUCAACAGCAAGGGUGCAGGACGUAGAACAGGAUGUUCAGGAGCUGCUGGAGAAGUUAGGAGAGGCGAACGACCAGCUUUCGACUUUGGCGAAUGAUACGGAGAAUCCACCGUCACAGUCUAUGCUACGUGCGAUUCAACGGCAUAGGGACGUGUAUCAAGAUUAUGUGCGGGAGCUGAGGAGGACGAAGGCGAAUGUGAAGGCUGCCCUAGACCAAAUAAACUUGCUCAGCGGGGUUCGGAACGAUAUUGAUGCUUACAAGUCUUCAGCGACGGACUCUCUUCUAGCUGAACGUGGUCGGAUCGACUCAUCACACCAAAUGAUUGACGAGACGCUAGAUCAAGCGUAUGCCACUCGCUCUGAAUUCGCAUCGCAACGAACGGCUCUCGGUUCCAUUCAAACUCGUAUGGUCGGCGUUCUCAAUACGAUGCCCGGCAUCAACAACCUACUCUCUAUGAUCCAUAAACGGCGACGAAGAGACUCCAUGAUCGUCGGGGGGCUGAUUGGGGUUUGCUUGUUCUUUUUGUUGACUUAUCUGUUCCGGUAGGAUUGUUUGAAGCCUACCACCGACUUAUACCACUUGUUUUAUGGACUUUUGCGGACUGUACGUACUAUACUAUUGCAUCUUGCUGUAUCCUUUUGUCAGUAUAAUGUUCCAGAAUAUAUAGCAUGCCAACAACUUGUCUUUACAGAUAAG
Messenger RNA from Stereum hirsutum FP-91666 SS1, 919 nucleotides. Its product is annotated as v-SNARE protein. The record is from RefSeq and is a predicted model, not a curated record. Gene Ontology annotation, molecular function: SNAP receptor activity. The transcript has 6 exons. Lineage: Eukaryota; Fungi; Basidiomycota; Agaricomycetes; Russulales; Stereaceae. Gene Ontology annotation, cellular component: Golgi membrane; cis-Golgi network; Golgi medial cisterna. Gene Ontology annotation, biological process: endoplasmic reticulum to Golgi vesicle-mediated transport; vesicle fusion. The coding region runs from base 92 to 769 and encodes 225 amino acids.